AAUUUCACACAUGGACAAACAGAAAACAGACAUUUCACCUUUUGAAAACCCUCUAAACUAACCAACCCCUUUGGUUCCUCUUUAAGAAACUCACCAUUUCUCUCCCUCAAGGACUGAUCUUGCCGUCCAAGAGCUCCACCCAUGGCUACCCUUUGAGAAUCUCCACACAAAAAUUACAGAGAAAGAAAGAUCAUAGUACAAGUUAAUUAAUGGAGGUUCAAUCUCCUUCGGUGAAACGCCCCUAUGACAUCACCAUGUCAAGAAGAACAAGGAAACAUCAAUUUUCAGUGCAAGGCAACGAGAAACCCAAAUCGGCAAUGGGUGAUGAGAAACUCACAGUGGACACUGCUCAAACCAAUGGUAUUAUUGCUGAGGUGAAACACGGUGGCGAGAGUGACCACAAAAGCUUGAAGCAGUUGAUCAUAGGAGAUGACAAUGAAACAAAGGGUAAUAAUAACAGUGAUGAGGGAGGCAAGGGAUCAAGAAACUCACUCGGUGAACAUUUCACCGAGGAAGAGAAGCAGCAUCUUCAGCUGGUUCGGAUGCAACAGAAGGACAACCUCCAAGGUUUGAAGUUCAAGAAGUUGGUCAGUCGUUAUGCCAAAGUUUUGGGGCAUUUGCUGAAGGCUAAGCGUGAUCCUCACUUAGGUGAUGCAGGGAAAAAACCUCUUUUCAAGUUAUCAGCUUAGGAAAAUUUUUGCUGAUUUCCUUCCUUCAUUCAUCUGUUUUCUCUCUACUUAUUAUUACUUUUCUACUUAGCUUUCUCCAUCUCCUGUUAUACUCUUGCAUCUCUGUAUCCU
Vigna umbellata (rice bean) is the source of this 800-nucleotide messenger RNA. RefSeq lists its product as uncharacterized. Lineage: Eukaryota; Viridiplantae; Streptophyta; Magnoliopsida; Fabales; Fabaceae. The record is from RefSeq and is a predicted model, not a curated record.